Molecule: messenger RNA, 1273 nt
Organism: Lycium ferocissimum
Lineage: Eukaryota; Viridiplantae; Streptophyta; Magnoliopsida; Solanales; Solanaceae
Product: probable isoaspartyl peptidase/L-asparaginase 2
Exons: 4
Coding region: 157-1131 (324 amino acids)
Molecular function (GO): hydrolase activity
Source: RefSeq, a predicted model, not a curated record
AACAAAAAAUAAAAAUAAACUGCAAGACAGAAGCCAACUAGGAUUUGUGGUGUAUAUAAAUAGAAGUGAAGGGAAAAUCAUUUUACCAUCGAAGCAAUUGUAACAUACAUUUAUAUUAUAGAGAGAGAAAGAGAGAGGAGUUAAUUGGAGAGAAAAAUGGGUGGUUGGGCUAUAGCGGUGCACGGGGGCGCUGGUGUGGACCCAAAUCUCCCAGCAGAACGUCAAGAAGAAGCCAAACAACUCCUUACUCGUUGCCUUAAUAUUGGAAUCUCCGCUCUUCGCUCUUCUCUCCCUGCCAUUGAUGUCGUUGAACUCGUCGUGAGGGAACUGGAAAGUGAUCCUUUAUUCAAUUCGGGUCGUGGAUCUGCAUUAACUGCAAAUGGAACUGUGGAAAUGGAGGCGAGCAUCAUGGACGGCGAUGGAAGACGAUGCGGCGCAGUUUCUGGAAUCUCCACCGUUAAAAACCCUAUCUCUCUUGCUCGCCUUGUCAUGGACAAAUCACCUCAUUCCUAUCUCGCUUUCUCCGGCGCUGAAGAAUUCGCCAAAGAACAGGGUGUGGAGAUGGUGGACAAUGAAUAUUUCAUCACUGAGGACAAUGUAGGAAUGCUGAAACUAGCCAAGGAGGCUAACACCAUUUUGUUCGAUUACAGAAUUCCAAUCCAUGAAUCCUGUGCAGCUUCUGUGGAAAGCCCAAUUCACAUGAACGGGUUACCCUUAAGCAUAUACGCACCGGAAACAGUGGGUUGUGUGGUGGUUGACGGCCAAGGGAGAUGCGCAGCCGCCACGUCAACCGGUGGUUUAAUGAACAAAAUGACCGGUCGUAUCGGUGACUCACCACUAAUUGGUGCUGGGACCUACGCUGGUGAACUUUGUGGGGUCUCUUGUACAGGUGAAGGAGAGGCAAUCAUACGUGGAACCCUAGCACGUGACGUGGCAGCUGUUAUGGAGUAUAAAGAAUUGGGCCUACAAGAUGCAGUGGACUAUGUGAUUAAGAAGAGGUUGGACAAAGGUUUUGCUGGGCUUAUUGCUGUGUCUAAUAAAGGGGAAGUGGCUUAUGGGUUUAAUUGUAAUGGAAUGUUUAGGGGAUGUGCUACUGAAGAUGGAUUUAUGGAAGUUGGUAUCUGGGAUUAGAGAGUUCAUUAGGAUACUCCUCUGAUUUGGUGGGUCAUGUAGUGAUGUUUAAUAAACCAUUUUGAUGCUAAUUAGCACCAAUAUUUAAUUUAAUUGUAUCGGGGAUCUAUUGCUUACAUUGUAAUGAAUACUUCGAUUUUCA